GGUCUAUUAUUCAGUACUCUCAUCCAAGUUAAUUGUAAUGAUACUGAUACUGAUUUUAGUAGUUGUAAAAAAAAAAUUGAAUUCGACCUGGAAUUUAAUGAAUUCUCAAAUGAUACCCCUUCAUAUGCUGCAAUGAUGCUUGCUGUCAUAGCCCUGUCGGGAAUAGUGAUGCGACUUGAGAAUAGGUACCAACUUAGAAUAAACGGAAAACAACCUUUAAUUAGGUUUUCUCAAGGGUGGAAUCUUGGCGGAAUUAUUGUUGUUUGUUCGUAUCAUAUAUUGAGGCUUAUUUAUUGGAGUCGUAAGAAAGCAGAAGAAGAUCAGUUAGAGGCAUCAAAUAUGACAGGGAUCCUCCAAAUGGAAUUACAAGAAUUUAGAAAUCAAAAAGCUCUUGAUGUAUUUUUGGCAUGGGCAUGA
Diversispora eburnea is the source of this 417-nucleotide messenger RNA. The record is from the annotation of a GenBank genome assembly. NCBI's taxonomy places the organism in Eukaryota, Fungi, Glomeromycota, Glomeromycetes, Diversisporales, Diversisporaceae.